GGGGACAGGAACCGGGCCAUGGAAGAUCCUUUGGGGACUCGCGAGUCCCGGGCCCGUCCGAGAGAGCGAGACCGAGAGCGGCGCCCGCACUCGGACCGAGACCGCCACGUCGAGCGGCCGCGGGACAGAACCGGGGACAGACACAGGGAGAGGAAUGGUGACGUGAGAGGAAACGGGGACCGUCGAGCGGGCAGGGAAAGGAGGACGGACAGAGACCCGCGCCAGGACGGACACAGGGACGCGGGCCAUCGUGCAGCUGAACAAAGAGCCUGGGACAGGCCCCUCCAAAGCCGUGCGCGGCCCGAGCCCUGGGUGCCCAGCUGGGACACAGCCCCCACCCCCAGGCCCGCGCCCUGGGGGGGGCCGGAGCCGCCGCGGAAGCAGGGCCUCGGGCGCCGCGGGUUGGACAGUGAACUUGCUUCGGAGAGAUAUGUGUCCCUGCACUCCCAGCCUGAACGACAGGAAGAGGAAGAUUACAAGUCCGAAGCCGAGGGGCUCUUGGAAUGCCACCAAUGCAAAUAUUUGUGCUCGGGGAGAGGUGUGGUGCAGAUAGUGGAGGUGAUUUUGAAUGGCAUGGUUCUCAUAUGCAUCGUGGCUUCCUACUUUGUCCUGGCCGGAUUCAGCGCCAGCUUUACCAGCGGCAGUGGCUUCGGGAAUAACUACUACUCCCCUUUUGAGGGUACAGAACUGGAGCAGGUUCGGCAGCUGGACCAGCGGUACACGAUCCUGCGGUCGCCCCUGAUCUAUGGCGGCGUGGCUGUUUCCCUAGGACUGGGCGUCCUCACGAUGGGCGUUUUACUGAAGGGAGCCAAGAGUCUAAGGAAGCUCUCUGGGAGGUGGCUGCUGUCAGAGGCAACCUUCAGCCUCUUGGCCGCAGUAGGUUACUGUGUGGGCGUUGGCUUUUACCUGUACGGUGCACUGAGCAUCAAUUCCACAGACACUUGCAAAAACAGAGAGAGGCUCUAUGCCCGUAAGGGUCUCACCUGGAUGAACUGCCAGCUGGCGGGCACGGAUGGGGCAGCGGCCACCUUCGCUUGUCUUCUGGUGAUUAUGUACACAGCCAGCGUGGUGCUGGCCCUGCGGGGCUACCGAGAACAGAAGCGCUACAAAGCCAGCCAGGAACAGCACAGAAAUUACAUUGAUGUCCCAGAAUAUGUGUGGUCUGAGACGCUCUAAGGAGAUCUGGAACUCUCCUUUGUUCCUCUCCUACAAGCACUUGAGUAGACAAGCUCCCCGAGGCACCUGAGCAGAGUUAAGUUGUAAAAGUCUGUUGGGGGAGGGGAGAUCAUAUUUGUUGAAAAAAGCCAUCUGGCAGGCUGGGUAUGCCCUUGUGGUAGGGCUCUUGCCAUGUGGUGAGGCGAUAGUAUUAAGUAGGAGACUAGCCAAAGAAAUUCUGAGGACUGAGGACGCAUUCUGCGUGUACAGAGAGCUAUAGUAGACAUCCUCCCUCCUCUGUGAAUGGCAGUUUUCAGGGCUGGAGAGAUGGCUCAGCUGUUAAAGGCACUGGCCACUGGUACAGAGGAUCCAGGUUCCCUUCCCAGCACCCCCGUGUCUCACAACAGUUCACAAUUCCUCUUCUGAACUCCAGGGGCACAGCACAAACAUGGUGCACAUACAUACGCGCAGGCAAACACUCAUGCAUAAAAUAAAAAAUCAUCUUUUUUUAAAGGGCAACAGCACACUGUUGUAGUUGGCAGUUGUGGGGUCGGGUUCCAAUGAGUAACUGUUUUUCUCUCCUUCCCAGAGGGAGCUGCUCUGUUGUUAGAGGGUCCCAUCCAUGGCAGUUCUCCAGAGAUGGAAGAGGGGUUGGGCUACUUACACAGGAAGGAAGAUGCUUUUAGCAUGGUCCUCUUUAGGAUUCCAGCUUCACAGACCCAGUAAAAAUAUUUUCCACUAGCUGUUUCUAGUAGGUGUGUGUGCGCGCGCGAGUCUGUGGUUGUGUCUGUGUCUAUGUAUGUGUGUAUGCAUAUCUGUGUAUCUGUGAGUGUC
Messenger RNA from Chionomys nivalis (European snow vole), 1989 nucleotides. RefSeq names its product MARVEL domain containing 3 (gene Marveld3). The coding region runs from base 19 to 1176 and encodes 385 amino acids. NCBI's taxonomy places the organism in Eukaryota, Metazoa, Chordata, Mammalia, Rodentia, Cricetidae. Gene Ontology annotation, cellular component: membrane. The record is from RefSeq and is a predicted model, not a curated record. The transcript is spliced from 3 exons.